GCUGGUGGCCAGGGUCGUAAAGCUGAACUUUAUAAAUAUCUCUCAUUGGGAUCAGGGGAAGAGCAUUAAAAAGGCAGAGAGAGAGAAAGGGAAAAAGAAGGCAAAGGAGCAAAGGCAAUAGAGAAGCAAAGCGAACAAGUCCAGCUCAACCAUCUAUGGCCAUGCAAGCACAGAAGAUGAGGUGUGCUUGGGGCAGGCUUUGCCUGCUUCUUUCCCUCCUCCUCCAGCUGCCAGGCUCCCAGGCCAAAUGCUACUUCCAGGCUAAAGCUCCCUGUGAGUAUGAAGGGAAACAGUUCUCCCUUGGGGAAUCGUGGCUGAGCACCAACUGCCUGCUCUGCACCUGCCUGCACCCCAUUGGCGUGGGCUGCUGUGAGACCACCCAGCACCCGAUCGACUUCCCUGACUGGUGCGAGGCCCACUACGACUCACAGACCUGCCAGAUUUCGGUAGUGCAGAAGGCCAACCCCAGCCUGCCGUGCGUGAAGAGUGUGGAGCACGAGUGGGGCUCGGCCAGCACUCCCGAGCCGCUGGUGAACAAGGUGCUGAGCACGGGGCUGGGCAGAUAA
Molecule: messenger RNA, 566 nt
Organism: Taeniopygia guttata (zebra finch)
Lineage: Eukaryota; Metazoa; Chordata; Aves; Passeriformes; Estrildidae
Gene: MSMP
Product: microseminoprotein, prostate associated
Cellular component (GO): cytoplasm
Source: RefSeq, a predicted model, not a curated record